AUGAAUCACCUCCCAAUCAUCACCGACCUUGGGGUCACGACCCUGGACCUGGCAGAGAACAACAUCAGUCUUAUUGCCUCGCGGGGUUUCUCUGGUCUUCCCAACCUGGAGAGUAUAGAUCUGAGCAAAAACCGACUUGAUGACGACUCACUCAGCCACCACCUCUUCUCUAAUCUGACCCGGCUGAGGAGGCUCAACCUCGAUGAUAACCAGCUGACACGGAUCCCCCUGCUGCCACAUUCACUGGGGGAGCUCACGAUGAAUGGCAACAAGAUCACCAGACUCACCCCUUACAGCUUCAAAGGUCUGUUCCAUCUGUUGUCUCUGGAGCUCGAGGAGAACCUUUUCCAUGACGGCAACGUGUCCCCUUUGACCUUCAAGCCGCUGAAGAGGGUCCAGUACCUGUGCUUGGACAUGAACAGGUUCCGCUCCCUCCCCCUCGGCCUGCCCCGCUCCCUACAGGAGCUGAGGAUGCGUGAUAACCAGUUACAGGAGGUACCAGAGGGGGUUCUGAGUGAAUUGGCCAAACUGAGAGUUUUAGACCUUAGCCACAACCUGCUGCAUGAGGGCAGCAUCUCAAACCGGGCCUGGGUCAAACUAACGUGA
This is a messenger RNA of Oncorhynchus kisutch (coho salmon), 606 nucleotides long. Its product is annotated as extracellular matrix protein 2. The record is from RefSeq and is a predicted model, not a curated record. Gene Ontology annotation, cellular component: extracellular matrix. Gene Ontology annotation, biological process: positive regulation of cell-substrate adhesion; extracellular matrix organization. The coding region runs from base 1 to 606 and encodes 201 amino acids. The transcript has 5 exons. Gene Ontology annotation, molecular function: collagen V binding; protein binding; heparin binding. Lineage: Eukaryota; Metazoa; Chordata; Actinopteri; Salmoniformes; Salmonidae.